Molecule: messenger RNA, 1311 nt
Organism: Procambarus clarkii (red swamp crayfish)
Lineage: Eukaryota; Metazoa; Arthropoda; Malacostraca; Decapoda; Cambaridae
Source: RefSeq, a predicted model, not a curated record
AUGGCAUUAUGGCAAGGAGGUGCUACAAGUAGUGUGCUGUCGAACCACACGUCAAGACCACCACUGAAGAACCACACGUCAGGACCACCACUCAAGAACCACACGUCAGGACCACCACUCAAGAACCACACGUCAGGACCACCACUCAAGAACCACACGUCAAGACCACCACUCAAGAACCACACGUCAGGACCCACCACUCAAGAACCACACGUCAAGACCCACCACUCAAGAACCACACGUCAGGACCCACCACUCAAGAACCACACGUCAGGACCAACCACUCAAGAACCACACGUCAGGACCACCACUCAAGAACCACACGUCAGGACCACCACUCAAGAACCACACGUCAAGACCCACCACUCAAGAACCACACGUCAAGACCCACCACUCAAGAACCACACGUCAAGACCCACCACUCAAGAACCACACGUCAAGACCACCACUGAAGAACCACACGUCAGGACCACCACUCAAGAACCAAACGUCAGGACCCACCACUCAAGAACCACACGUCAAGACCCACCACUGAAGAACCACACGUCAAGACCCACCACUCAAGAACCACACGUCAAGACCACCACUGAAGAACCACACGUCAGGACCACCACUCAAGAACCACACGUCAGGACCACCACUCAAGAACCACACGUCAGGACCACCACUCAAGAACCACACGUCAAGACCACCACUCAAGAACCACACGUCAAGACCCACCACUCAAGAACCACACGUCAGGACCCACCACUCAAGAACCACACGUCAGGACCCACCACUCAAGAACCACACGUCAGGACCAACCACUCAAGAACCACACGUCAGGACCACCACUCAAGAACCACACGUCAGGACCACCACUCAAGAACCACACGUCAAGACCCACCACUCAAGAACCACACGUCAAGACCCACCACUCAAGAACCACACGUCAAGACCACCACUCAAGAACCACUCAUCAAGACCACCACUGAAGAACCACACGUCAGGACCACCACUCAAGAACCACACGUCAGGACCACCACUCAAGAACCACACGUCAGGACCACCACUCAAGAACCACACGUCAAGACCACCACUCAAGAACCACACGUCAAGACCACCACUCAAGAACCACACGUCAGGACCCACCACUCAAGAACCACACACGAAGUUGCCACGUGUGGCAGGAGUUGCCAGACCUACGACCUCCAGACUUAUGAGUUAGGGUUCGCUGGCGGCCGCAAAACUUUCUCAGAGUCGAGUUCUUUGACUUUUGAACUGGAAAUACGGAGCGGGUUAGCUCUUAGAGCUUGUGACAAUUCUUACUGA